Messenger RNA from Emericellopsis atlantica, 1335 nucleotides. RefSeq names its product CFEM domain-containing protein. The transcript has 4 exons. Bases 1 to 1335 code for a protein of 444 amino acids. The record is from RefSeq and is a predicted model, not a curated record. NCBI's taxonomy places the organism in Eukaryota, Fungi, Ascomycota, Sordariomycetes, Hypocreales, Bionectriaceae.
AUGAGGGUCAAAUCUUGGGGACUAAGCCACCUGGCUUUGUUGCUCGUCGGGCUGGUCACGCUAGUACGAGCUGACAUCUUCUCGUCACUUGCGAAAUUGCCCUCCUGCGGUACGGAAUGUUUUCAAUCGUCCCUCGCCGAAUCGACCUGCGGACUCAACGUGACCUGCAUUUGUGCGGACAAGACGUUCCACGAUGUAGCGUUCAAGUGUAUCCUCGGCACGUGCUCGGUCCGUGACGCACUGGAGGUGGGCCGGGUCGAAGCAGAGGCAUGCGAGAGGCCAGUCCGGUCUAGGAGGCAGGACAUUCUGAUCCCAUUGGCAGCGUACUUACCUGCGUGGAUCGCGCCCUGGUUGCGUUUAUACUCGAGGUGGACGACGUGCGACAGACUGGCCAUCGACGACUAUAUGAUGAGUAUCUGCGCCAUCUUCUACGUGGACGAGAGCUUCUACCUGUUCUGCCUCAGUCUGACCAAAGUCUCGAUGAUCUUCUUCUACCUACGGGUCUUUCCGAACCGUGGCUUUCGAUACGCCGCGUUCGCCACCAUGGCCUUUGUCAUCAUCCCGACCGUGGUCCUGAUCUUUGCGCAGAUCUUCCAGUGCUCCCCGAUUCACUAUGUCUGGGAUGGUUGGGUCGACGGUUCGCAGGCGGACCACUGCAUCAACAUCAACGCGCUCGCCUACACGGCGGCCUCGUUCAGUAUCGCGCAGGAGCUGGUCCUCCUGGUCCUCCCUCUGCCGCUGCUCAUCGGGCUGAACAUGGGGCUCAAGCAAAAGGCCGGCAUCAUCCUCAUGUUCAGCCUGGGCGUCUUUGUGGUGAUCACGUCGUGUGUGCGCCUGCGAUACAUUGUCUCCUUUGGCCACACGGUGAAUCCGUCGUGGGACUUGACGGACCCUCUCAUCUGGUCUGGCAUUGAGGUGUCCGUGUCCAUCAUCAUUGCCUGCCUGCCGGCCAUCCGUGUGCUCAUCAUUCGCGUCAUCCCGGGGUUGCUCAGCUCCUUGGGGAGCCGCGGGCCGAGCAACAAGAACGGUUAUGUCAAGGAAGGCUCGGGCUUCUCCGCGCAGAGAUCCACCAACAGCCGAAACAAGCUCCAGCGCCGGCGGAGCGCCAAUAUCUUCUCUUCCCGCGAAUGUGACGUCGACGACGACGGCAACGGCAACGGCAGCGAGGUCGAGCUGGGCCUGCAGCUCGGGGACAAGAUCCGAGGCAACGUGCAGACGGAGAUCUACGGGGCGCAGGACACCGAUUCAGACAAGGCUGACCAAGGGAUACGCAUAAACACGACCACGCGGGUGGACGUCCAUGAAUUCGAAAUGGAGCGGCGGAGACAAUCAUGA